This is a messenger RNA of Eremothecium cymbalariae DBVPG#7215, 1221 nucleotides long. It is a transcript of the gene DSK2, whose product is annotated as ubiquitin domain-containing protein DSK2. Gene Ontology annotation, molecular function: polyubiquitin modification-dependent protein binding. The record is from RefSeq and is a predicted model, not a curated record. Gene Ontology annotation, cellular component: cytosol. The transcript has a single exon. Gene Ontology annotation, biological process: ubiquitin-dependent protein catabolic process. The coding region runs from base 1 to 1221 and encodes 406 amino acids. Lineage: Eukaryota; Fungi; Ascomycota; Saccharomycetes; Saccharomycetales; Saccharomycetaceae.
AUGAGUAUUAGUCUACACGUUAAGUCGGGCCAGAAUAAAUGGCAGGUAAGCGCAGAUCCUUCAUCGAGCAUUGGGACGUUGAAGCAGAGGAUCGCUGAAGUAUCACAUAUACCAGCAGAAAACCAGAGGUUGAUCUAUUCGGGGAAAAUUCUGAAGGAUGAUCAGACGGUGGAAUCUUAUAAGAUUGCGGAUGGGCAUUCGAUUCAUUUGGUGAGGUCAGGCGGUGGCAAGGUGUCUGGCAGUAGUGGUGCUACUGGAGGGGCAUCUGGGAGUGUUGAGGCAGUUGGGUCUGGAGGCAGGAAUAGCACAGCGGGCAGUGGAUCUACCGUGCCGAACAACAUUACGGCGGGUCAAAUGGGCGGGUUCAAUCCUUUAGCCGACUUGACCGGUGCACGUUAUGCUGGAUAUGCAAAUCUGCCAUCUACAGAUAUGUUCGGACCUGACGGAGGGCUGAACAGUGCUAUUGGCCAGGAAGAAAUAUUGGGCAUGCUAGACAACCCAAUUUUCCAGUCACAGGUUAAUGAGAUGUUGGCUAAUCCUCAGAUGAUUGAUUUCUUGAUACAGCAACAUCCUCAUUUGCAGGCCAUGGGUCCUGCUGCUAGAGAAAUGCUUCAAAGUCCAUUUUUUAGACAAAUGAUGACUAAUCCAGACGUUAUCAGACAGGUUUCAAGGUUCCAGAUGGAUAUGGGAGCAGCUAAUGGUCAGUCUACGAAUGAUUUCCCAGCCCCUGGUUCUGCCAACAACAGUGCUACAACUUCUGGUGACAAUGCCACGUUGACUUCUACUGGAACAGGUACAAAUACAAAUGCUGCUGCUGCUAAUCCCUUAACCUCACUCUUCAACGCACAAUCCAAUCCCUUUGCUGCCAUGUUUGCACCACCUGCAAAUUCUGGUCCAAACCCGGGCACUAAUGCUGGCGCCACCAACUCUACCACCAACCCUGCUGCUGCCUUUGGCGCAGAUUCUCAACAACCAUCUCGCGGUUUCUCUCUACCCCCACUGGACCCUGCCAUGCUUUCCGCCUUGCUAAGUGGCGGUUUCACCGCCACAGGUAGACAGCAAACCGAAGACAACAGACCCCCAGAGGAACGGUACCAACAGCAAUUGGAACAAUUGAACGAGAUGGGCUUCGUUGACUUUGAUAGAAACGUUGCAGCAUUAAGGCGCUCGGGAGGCUCAGUGCAGGGUGCGCUAAACGCCUUGUUGAACGGCGACGUUUAA